Messenger RNA from Symbiodinium necroappetens, 1461 nucleotides. NCBI's taxonomy places the organism in Eukaryota, Dinophyceae, Suessiales, Symbiodiniaceae. The record is from the annotation of a GenBank genome assembly.
GCUGUGCGGGCGUUGGUGGACUUGAUGAGGAUCCCCGCCUCUUGCCAGACUUUCCAGGUCACUGCAGCACUGAGGGACUCACGUGGUCCGACUCUGACAGGUGAGACAACAACCUCGGUGUGGGCCCUGUCCUGGAAAGUCCUGUGGGGCAUGGUCAGCUUCUGCCUUUCUCGCGAAGUUCCGGAGCUGGUUGUCGAGGCGUUCACUUCUUCGCUCAGCGCUUUGCGGUUCUCACAUGGCCAGAUGUUCACCACCGCUCAGCAUCUGAUAUUGCUGCAGCUCUCCUGUGUCUUGGUUACCGCACCGUCUUUCUAUUUGCUCUCCACCCCAUGGGAGGUCGAAGCCGAGGACACAGGUGCGAAUGGCAGUCAAGAGCAGAGCAGCCAGAAGUGGCUUUCGGAGCUCUUGUGCGAGGUUCCGCUAGGCAUGGGAGAAUCUGACCGAGAAGUGUUUGAGUUUGUUGAGGCCAGUUCAUCUGCACUGUGGGCACGUGACCGGCAACAAGGUGGAAAGCCUGCACACACAAAGGUGGUUGCACCGCUGACCGACGUCAUUGCUCCAAAUGCGAGUGCCGCAGACAUAUGGAGCACAGAGGAGUUGCUUCAGUCGCUAAGCGACUCCAACUCUUCAGAGGAUUUCAUGUCUCAGCAUGACAGUGAUGCAUCUGACACAGCCAUGUCUUGCCAGAAGUAUCCUUUGAAUGAUGCCGUUCGUGGCCUGUCGUACCACGGAUUAAGCCUGGAAGAUACGUUUACGCAGAUCUAUGCCACGGGUGCCUGGGGCAAGGGCUCAGGCGCAGGCAGUUUGCCUGUACACUGUUUGAAGUGGAUAGAGUUUCUACGAAAAUUCAUCAAGGAGCAUCAGGUUAAGAGUGUUGUCGACCUGGGCUGCGGCGACUGGCAGUUCUCACCGUACAUCUACCACGAUCUCGGAGUAGACUACGUGGGGUAUGAUGUGGUGCUGCCCGUGAUCGCCGAGAACCGCGCGCGGUGGGAAUGUCAAGGAUUCAACUUUGAACAUUUGGAGUUUUCUUCGCAUGUGGAUGAGAUUCAAGAUGGAGAGCUCUACAUACUGAAGGAUGUGCUCCAGCACUGGUCUUCACAGCGAAUCCGCAGCUUUCUCAAAAAGCUCCUUGCGAAGCCCAGCUUGAGGUUCAUCCUUGUAUGCAACUGUGCAGAACCGGAGGACUGGCCUGAUGAAGAUAUUUUGGAUGGUGGAUGGCGUCCUUUGAGUUCGGCGAAGCCACCUCUCAACGAGUUCGAUGCGCAACCGUUGCUCAGGUUCCCAUCCCUUCCCAACCUCAAGGAGGUUUGCAUCAUAUCUCCUGCGCGCAAGCGGCAUGACUUCCCGCAGAAAGCUGUGGCUGCCUGCACAGGAACAUUUAGAGCUGGUGUCGUGUGCAACUUCGCUGGCCGGCGUGCGAUGCAUCCGGUUCGAAGGCGAAGGUUCGACAUGGUCUAG